UGAGCUUUCAGGGUCGUUGAGCGCACUAACGUUGAAGUUGUUGUGUCCCAGGGACUUUUACAACUUAUGUUUUAGCUAUGUAGCAUCUCUUUAUUCUGAGUGUUUAUUUUCCCCAAUAAUCAACAGUGUGGUACCGAAAAUGUCUAAAAGUUAGGGAGAGAGGAAAAAAGCAAAUUUAUUUAGCUGUACAUGACCGCUUCUGGCUCGGCGUAUUUCCCAAUUAAACAAGGACGGGGAAAUAAAGCGGACAUUGCCUAACGAAAUUUGGUGUUGAUUCAGGCGGCGCUGCAACUGAGACUCUCCUUUUUCUCUCACUCUUGAAAAAUUAUUAGACAUUUUUCCUAAAAGUUACCCAUGUUGCGAAAGUAUAUAAAUUCAUACCUUAGUAAUCACCAAAUUGUAUACUUCUCGCCUAGAUCUACAUCAAAUUACUUCACAUUUGUUCGAUAAGCUGACUAUGAAUUCCUGGACUUGCACUACAGUGCUGCUGAAAUAUAAUAAGGUCUAAUAUGUGCAGCGCUUUCCCCCAGUUUAAGAAUAUAUUGAUAUUUAUUAGUGAUUUCUUAGUCCUAUUGAACUAGUUUUUGUCGACGUAGGUGUCGUGAGAAGUUCCAUCUAUAUAAGUACAGAUUAAUUUUUUUGAUUCUUUACCAGGGCUAAGUGGUUAUAGAAGGGAUCUCAAAACACGUCUAAGUGUGUUCACCUCAGAAUAAAAUAGCGUUGGAAACCAAUCGUUUAUUCAUCAUGAUUUGUUAUGUUCGAGUACACUACAUCAGUGUGUUGUCGAGUGAGUCAUGUUCCUCUGAACUUGUUCAAUCUCUCGUGUGAAGAUAACAUACAAAACUUAUGGAUUUAAAUCUUCCUAAAUUUUCUGUAAAUGAAGUUGCUUCGAAGUUUUUCUUUAGAAAGUUGUUAAUUGGUAUCUUUCUCAAGUUGUGCACGAAAUUUCAUGAACCUGAUUGUUUCAGGUGUAUCGUUUUUGUAUUAGUAUUAUUACCCCCUAUGGACUAUACCAAGAAGAUUAGGAAUUUGGAUCGCAAUAUCACAGAGAGUAUAUUUAAGUUUCUUAGGGCAGUUAGCGUGUGCAUGAAAAUGAGAUUGAAUUGAAAUAAGAGUGGAUGGAGGACACACUAGGCUGAACUAGUAAUAGUACUUGAUUAAUACAAUAAUUAGACCUUAUGGUAAUAGUGUCAGGAUUAGAAUUUCACUAGCAUAAGAUUUCUUGCAAUUGUAGAAGAAUUAUCAAUAAUUGCAUUGUACAUGUCCAGCCUGGAUUGAAUCGGAAUGUAUCCAAAGUCUUCAGAUAUUUAUCUUAAAUUUUAUCAAGUUAGUGAAACGAUAGAAUAGGACUAACAUACAGAUCAAUAGACUAAAAAAUAAAGGCAUUAUUAAAUACAUACAUACAAGGGAUUAUAGUUAAUCACAUAUCUAAGCAUAAGUUAGGAAAUAGAAUUUGAUCGGUGAAUCCGAUGGUUCAAUGCUCGGUUACAGUAUACGUUUAUGUAAAUCAACAUUUCCAGACUAGUCAUCUCAUUCGUGUAAUUACAUUAAUUCCAAGUAGCCAACAGUUAGUACCGUUCAGCUCCACAGAGUAAAUGGCCUUGUUUUCUUUGCUCAUUCGUUGAUUUCAUUCCUAAAGUUUUAGUUAAGCAUCAUUCCACAUUCAACACUAAACUUACCUGACCAUUCAUAUAAGCGUGCUUUUAUCUUGAUGUUUUCAAAGUGAUAUUUAAUUUAUUACAAAUCGGUUUCUUUUUUAUUCGAUUUAAGAUGGUCAACCCCAUAAGAAUGGAGAUCGAUUUAACUACCCAAGUGGCUGAAGCUGCAAAUAUCGAUCGGAAUCUAGUCAGCCGUGUGAUUCCAAUGUUUGAAAAUGGAUAUACUGUACCAUUUAUUGCACGCUAUCGGAAAGAAAUAACUGGAGGCGCAGAACCAACAGUGUUACAUAGGCUGAAGGAAAAGAUGAAUGACUGCAAAAUGCUUGUUGAUAAAAUCGAGAAGUCACUUCAGUUUUUUGAUAAGAGUGGAUUACUAACCAAUGAAUUAUCGCAACAGCUAAUGAAAUGCAAAACAACUGAAGAUAUUAAGCUUCUGGGAAGUUCAUGA
This is a messenger RNA of Schistosoma rodhaini, 2106 nucleotides long. The record is from the annotation of a GenBank genome assembly. Lineage: Eukaryota; Metazoa; Platyhelminthes; Trematoda; Strigeidida; Schistosomatidae.